This is a messenger RNA of Mastomys coucha (southern multimammate mouse), 2209 nucleotides long. It is a transcript of the gene Gpatch4, whose product is annotated as G-patch domain containing 4. Gene Ontology annotation, biological process: regulation of ribosome biogenesis. Gene Ontology annotation, molecular function: nucleic acid binding. The record is from RefSeq and is a predicted model, not a curated record. Lineage: Eukaryota; Metazoa; Chordata; Mammalia; Rodentia; Muridae. The transcript is spliced from 8 exons. Gene Ontology annotation, cellular component: nucleolus. Bases 126 to 1334 code for a protein of 402 amino acids.
UUCACUUCCGGGAAGAUGGCCGCACCGAAGUCGGGUGUGACACGUGCUUCCACGGAGAGGACUGUACACUGACAGACGGAUGGUGCUGCAUUUUUCCUGGAGAGAACCUGAGGACAGACCCUACCAUGAGUGUCACCCCAGAGGUCAAGAGUCGUGGGAUGAAGUUUGCUGAAGAGCAGCUGCUGAAGCAUGGAUGGACUCAAGGCAAGGGCCUGGGCCGGAGAGAGAAUGGCAUUACCCAGGCCCUCAGGGUGACACUGAAGCAAGAUACCCAUGGGGUGGGACACGACCCUGCCAAGGAAUUUACAGACCACUGGUGGAGUGAUCUCUUCAACAAGACUGCCGCCAACUUGGUAGUGGACUCUGGGAAGGAUGGAGUGCAGAUAAGGCACCUUUCCAAGGAGACCACCCAGCGCAGUCACCCCAAGCCCAGUUUGCUGUAUCAGAAGUUUGUGAAGACAGCCACACUAACCUCAGGUGAAGAGAAGCCUGAGAGCAACUUGGGGAGCUGCAAUGAUGUUGACAACCAUGAGCCCAUGCCCCCAAAGAUUCUAACUGAUGAGAUGCUACUCAAAGCUUGUGAGGGGCGAACAGCACACAAGGCUGCCCGGAUUGGAAUUACCAUGAAGGCCAAGCUUGCUCGCCUGGAGGCCCAAGAGCAGGCCUUUCUGGCUCAGCUCAAAGGCUCAAAGGCCGUGGGCACCUCUCAACCACUGACGGACAGCGAGCCUUCCCACAAAAAGAAAAAGAAGAGGAAGCAGAAAGAAGAGGAAGAGGCUGUAACAACUGAAAAGAGUCUAGGCGAAGAGCUGCUGGAACACACUGACAAGAGCUUCAGGAAAAGCAAGAAGAAGAAAAGGAGGCGGAAAGAUGAGAGAGAAGGAAUAGCUAUAGGAAGUGAGGAGGAAGAGGCUGCAGGAGAGAGUGGGCCCAGAGAACUGAGCACAGAGCCAUCUGAUUGGUCUUCAAGGAAAAAGAAGAAAAGGAGGAAGCAGUACCAUGAAGAAGAGGGGGAGAUGGGAGUCUGUGAUGAAGGAGGCAGAGAUGUGACAGUCAACAGUGGAGCAGAUAAAGACCCCAAGAGACGCAGCAAGAAGCGUCAGAUGUGUGGGGAGGACAGAGAUACCCAAGAGGAAGAAGGGAAGGAUGACCUAACAAAAGGAGAGAGAAAGGUUAGAAGAAAAGACAAAAAGAAAAGACAGCAGUGCUGUGAGGAGGUCUUGGAUGUAAGCAAUAAAGAUAAUGGCAGGACUUGGGAAGCAGAGGAUGAAGGUGAGAGAAGUCAGCAAUACCCAAAGGAGAGAGCCAAAAAGAAGAAGCGGAAGAGGGACUGAGGGUCUAAAGCGGAUCUCAGCUCCUUUUCAGGAGUAGCCUAGUUUGGGGUAGGGUUUCCGCACACUCCUCUGCAAGCAGCUCUGGAGCACCAGUCUGCUGAGGAAAGCCAAAGCAUUCUAUGCUAGCUGAGUGGGUGGACGUGUUCCCCUGUGAAACUUCCUGUCCAAAAAGUAUGAACCUGGUGCCCAGCAGCUCACCAGCUAAAGGAUGGUGGAAAGAAGAAUCAGGAUGGAAGAAUAUUUGGAAUGUCUCUUUAUUUGUUUUUCUUCAAGACAGGAUUUCUCUGUAUAGCCCUGGCUGUCCUGGAACUCACUCUGUAGAUCAGGCUGGCCUCUAACUCAGAAAUCCACCUGCCUCUGCCUCCCAAGUGCUGGGAUUAAAGGCGUGCGCCACCACUGCCCGGCUGGAAUGUCUCUUCUAAAAGUCUGAAAAUGUAGACUUACAUGAUAUGUUUGUUUUGUUUUUGAGGCUGGGUUUCUCUAACAUAGCUCUGGCUUUCCUAGGACUCAUAGAAAUCCAUGCAACUCUGCCUCAUCAGUGCUUAGAUUAGAGGCAUGCAUUGUCAUGCCCUGCAAAAUGUCUUCAUUUUAAAUGCCAUGAAGAUUAAGAAAAACAUACAUUUAUAUGUAUGGGUUGGAUUACCUUUCAAGACUGCCUAUUUCUAAUCAUCAUUAAAAGAGAGCUUGGGCCCCAAGCUUAUAGGUCAUUCCCAGUUGACAUCACCACUCCCAGGAUGAGAAGGUCUGAACACAAAUUAGAUGGCACUUGGAGACUUGAAGGAAUUCUGUUAACCUCUGGGGGUCUUGCUACAAUGCUAAGCUGAAUUAGUUUAGAGGUGUCAUCUACCUCUCUAUGUAUUAAAAAUAAGUAAGAG